AUGGAGCGCCCGUUCCACCUGACGUACGAAGUGCAGGACAAGCGGGCUGGCGAAAACUUUUCCCGGCUCCGGGUCGUGCCCGGCGCAGAGCUCAACGCCGACAUCCUCGCCGAGACCAACGUCAACGACCAGGCCGACGGCGACGCCGCCGUUGUCGCCGCCCAGGGCGAAGAGCUGGCGCUGGUGGACGACACGGGCAAAGUAGUCGCGCGGUCCAACCGAGAAGUCAUUGACGACUCGGCGCGGCAGACGCUGACGUCGGAGGAAAUCGAGGUCUUGAGGCGCGAGGGCGCCUCGGCCGGCAAGGAGCUGAUUGCGAAACUCAUGCUGUCGCACACGGCCAUCGACCAGAAGACGACGUACUCGCUGGCGAAAUACAAGCUCUUGAAAGAGCGCAAGUUCCUGAGGCGCUUCUCCGUGCUGCCCCUGGACGUCGUCCUGCUGGGCCAGUGGCUGCUGGAGAACCGCGACGCCUGGAAAGUGCUGGACCUGAGGCCCGAGAUGAUGGGCCUCCUGGGAUGCUGGGCAGACGUCCACUUUGGCGGCGAGCCCGCGCAGGGCGCGCGCGAGCCUCACGGCGGGAGGUGGCUGGUCGUCGACGACACGGGCGGUUUGCUGGUGGCCGCUUUGGCCGAGAGGAUGGGACUGCUGUGCCGCGGGCCGGGAAGGCAGUCUGCCUCCGCGUCCGCCGCGGAGCAGGGCGAUACGGCACGGACGGCAGACGCGACCCCGGGGCGAGGCGGCGCCAACGGCGGCCCCGGCCGGCCGACGUCUCCGUCGCCGCCACGCGCGCAGCGGACGGCCAAGAAGCGUCCUCGCUGCGACGACCUCGACGAGCACUACGCCCUCACCAACACGAUCACGCUCAUACACGCCAACUCGCAGCCCAACCUGUCCGUCCUGCGGUACUUCGACUACGACGCCAGCGACCCCAGCCCGGCGCCCCCUUACCACCCGCUCUUCACCAACCUCCUCCCCAUCUCGUGGCUGCAACUCGUCAGCCCCGCCGACGACGUCGUCUGCUCCGAGAAGCCCGCCGACGCGACGCCCGAGGAGCUCGCAUCCUGGAAACCCAACCGCCGGGGAAACUACCACCGCAAACGCCGGCGGUGGGCCCGCACCAACGAAGUGGUCGAAAACACACGGGCAGGCGGCUUCUCCGGGCUGGCCGUGGCGACCACCAUGGACCCCGUCUCCGUGCUGCGCGAGGCGCUCCCUCUUUUGGCGGGAGGCGCCCCCAUCGCCAUCUACUCGCCCACCAUUGAGCCGCUGGAACAGCUGGCAGACUGCUUCAGCAUCGGCCGCCGGGCGGCGUGGGUGUCCUCGUUGCCCGCAGAGGCGGUCGGCAAAACGCAAGCCGAGCUCGACCGGUGGGAGGGCACGAGGGAGUUCCCCAUCAACCCGACCCUGGUGCUCGGCGCGGCGGUCCAGAGCAGCAGAGCCAGGAGGUGGCAGGUCCUGCCGGGGAGGACGCACCCGUUCAUGACGGGCAGAGGGGGCGCCGAAGGCUUCUUGUUCACGGCGUGGAGGGCGAUCCCCGCGCUGGGCAAGGUUUCCGCAAGGGGCAAGUUUCAGAAGAGGAGGGGCGAGGCAGCCUGA
This is a messenger RNA of Metarhizium album ARSEF 1941, 1599 nucleotides long. Its product is annotated as tRNA (adenine-N(1)-)-methyltransferase non-catalytic subunit trm6. The transcript has a single exon. The coding region runs from base 1 to 1599 and encodes 532 amino acids. Gene Ontology annotation, cellular component: nucleus; tRNA (m1A) methyltransferase complex. NCBI's taxonomy places the organism in Eukaryota, Fungi, Ascomycota, Sordariomycetes, Hypocreales, Clavicipitaceae. Gene Ontology annotation, biological process: tRNA methylation. The record is from RefSeq and is a predicted model, not a curated record.